AUGUGUGUGUGAUAUAUGUUUAAGAAUUUAUAACCCUAUAUAUAUGGUGAUUUCUCUAUCUGCUAUUUCUAGCUAGUCAUACGUAGAAUUCUCAAAAUUUUCUGAGACUGAGAUCGAUGGCAUCUUCAGGAAUUGAUAAAGGAGACGAUUAUCGUUACUACUUGCAUGGAGAAGAAGAGAAGAACACCAAGUGGAGGUAUGGUUCCCCACCAAACUAUGAAGUUGUCAACAAUCUCUUUCAUGAAGGCAGAACCAAGAUAUGGCCUCCUGGAUCACUAGAAGAACGAGUGCAGAACCUUGUAAAGACAUGGGAAAUGGAGUUGUUUCAUAAGACAAGCGACGCAGACUAUAAAUCGCUUGAUUCCAGUAACUACACAUUCAGCUUAAAUGGAAGAAAAGGUAUAAGUUUGGCAGAGAAGCGAAAGCUUGGAGGAGGCUACAACUCUUUGCUGCAGACCUCUUUGCCAACUGAGUUCCGGUGCUACAACCCUGCUGAAGAAACCGUGGAUUCAUCUCAUCGAGCUUUCACAACUGCCUUCCCACGCGGUUUUGCUCUCGAGAUUCUCCAUGUGUAUUCCGGUCCUCCAGAAAUUGUGUACAAGUUCAGGCACUGGGGUUACAUGGAAGGUCCCUUCAAAGGUCAUGCCCCUACUGGAGAAUUAGUUGAACUCUUUGGGAUGGCAGUGUUUAAGUUGAAUGAAUCUGAAAAAGUAGUGAGUGUCGAGUUCUUUUUCGACCGUGGUGAACUUCUGGGAGGCCUUCUAAAGGGUGCAAGCUUGGACAGUUCCCAUGAAGAGGUGGCACCAACUUGCCCAUACUUGAGGAACACAGGGUAGCUUAUAACAGGGGAAUUCGGCAAUAUUGUUAAGUUUGCCAUAUAAUAGUAGGGUAGCUUCAUGGUCUAUCGUCUACAACCAAAUAAUUGAUCCACAAGCUCACAGAGCUAGUCUUUUACUUUCAAGAUUAAUGUAUUUCAUCAAUGUACUUAUAGCUAUUACAAUUGGACUGUAAGAAUUGAAUAAUAUUGGACAAAGCCACAAGUGCAAAAUUGGCAUACAAUGUGUAGUUAACCUGAUGGGGAUUUCGGCAUCUGCUCCUUUUCAGGAAUUUGAGACUUACAUUCUUAGCUGAUAUAAGGUGCUGUCAUGCAAUCCACUAUAUAGUUUGCUUUUUUCUGUAUGAAAAAUGGUCUGACAAACAUUUGAUAAUGUAAAAACCAAAACAAGUGAAUUGGAUGCACCAAUAAACAGAAUUGAACAAUUGUUCACUCUUCUAUAUAUAUAACCAUAUUUAUUUU
Molecule: messenger RNA, 1297 nt
Organism: Fragaria vesca subsp. vesca
Lineage: Eukaryota; Viridiplantae; Streptophyta; Magnoliopsida; Rosales; Rosaceae
Product: pathogen-related protein-like
Exons: 4
Coding region: 117-836 (239 amino acids)
Source: RefSeq, a predicted model, not a curated record